CAUCUCGAGACUGAGGACGGCCCUCAUUCUGACCUUCUCUAUCUCCUCUCUUUUCCUAUGUUUCUUCCUUCUUCCUUCUUCCUUCUUGGUUGAAAUUCUAGCGUAUCAGAGUCAUGGUGGCCUGACCAUCGCUCGGCUAUCACUCUUCCGCUGCAAUUCUCUCCAUCCUCUGUUUCUCUUGUGUUUGAAUUUACAGAAAUCUAAGCGAAGAAACCCCAAAACCCCCAAAUCAGAAUUCCCAAACCCUAAAAUUUUCAAUCUCUCUUACCACCCCAAAUUCUCACCACCUUGACCAUUCGUGCAUGUCGUCAUCGGCUACUGGAGUCGCCGGAAAUGUAAAAGAAUCGCCGGAGCAGUGGAAAUUUCUCGGCUUCGCUAGAGCCCGUCGAUGGAAACCCAAGCCGGUGGAAACCCAAGCCAUAGAAUUUGUCGCGAUGUCGAGAGGAGUUGAAUGAGACCUGUGCGCCUCCGUUUAGUGGCUGGACGGAAGAUUUCUGGUCGGGUCUUCUUUGCGGUUUCCGGGUUCGAGAAACGGGUCUCCAGCACUUUGCGGUUGCAUGUUGUGCAGGUGGAGCGAAAGUGAGAGAGGCCUCUGAGAUUGUAACCGUCUUCUCUAAAUUCGUAGACAUGGUUGCUCUCAAGUUUCACCAGUACCAGAUGGUGGGUAGGGCUCUCCCCAAGGAUGCCGAGGACACCCCCAAGAUCUUCCGCAUGAAGCUUUGGCACACCAAUGAUGUUCGCGCCAAGUCCAAGUUCUGGUAUUUCCUGAAGAAGGUGAAGGUGAAGAAGAGCAAUGGCCAAAUUGUUGCCAUCAAUGAGAACAGGUUCAGUCUGGCAAGGCUUCUGAAAAGCUGUUGUUUACGUACUUCCCUUUCCUGGGACGAGUAGUUCAAUGAUUGGCAAGAGACCUAUUCUGGGCAGGAAAAAGAAGGCUUGAGAUACACAACUCACUGACUCAGACUUUGUAAUUCUAUCGUCAUUUUAGGAGUUUCGUAUUGUCAUUUUUUCUGAUUGAAAUGCUCAUUGUGUUUGUGACCUCAAUCUUUUGAUGAAACUAAUCUUAUUAAUGAAUGACAGAUUUAUGCAAAA
Molecule: messenger RNA, 1089 nt
Organism: Rosa chinensis
Lineage: Eukaryota; Viridiplantae; Streptophyta; Magnoliopsida; Rosales; Rosaceae
Product: 60S ribosomal protein L18a
Exons: 2
Coding region: 628-888 (86 amino acids)
Biological process (GO): translation
Cellular component (GO): cytosolic large ribosomal subunit; ribosome
Molecular function (GO): structural constituent of ribosome
Source: RefSeq, a predicted model, not a curated record